AUGUUAAUUUCAUUUCAGUCAAUCAGGCUGAUGAACUGGAAGGCUGCCAAAUUGUGGACAUUGAUUGGCUACUCAAGAAGAUCGAAAAGGAUAUUCCAAAGAAUAUUCAGAAAGAUACUCAAAGAGAAAAAUGCAGACGUCGAGCCGAAAGGCAAAAAGCGUGCGCGAGAAGAGUCGCUUGGGGACGACGAAGGCAAUCCUUCAAAGAAAACGAAGGAUGAAGAACAGAUCAAGCUCAAGAAUCUGAUCGAUUUGAUUGACAAGGAAUACCCGACACCGAGUAGUACGCUUUCCGUUUACCAGGACGACGCGGGAUUGAUAUGGGAUGCCACAUUGGUCAGACCUGGUGAGAACAAAGCAGUCGAAGUUUCGCGCAUCCAGCUUCUCAUUCAUAGCGAGUCACAGACGUUCCACACGUGGGACUUACAAUACGAAUUUGGAUCAUCUGAGGAAUCAAAUUCGGUUGGAAAUGCAGGAACCUUGGACUCGGCCAAACGUACGUUCAGGGCGAAGUUCAAGUCGCGCAGUGGUCUAGCCUGGAAAGACCGACAUGCUAUUCCCCCUUCUAAAGCUUGGAUUUCCUCGAAACACAUAACAGGGAGAUUUCUAUCUUCAUCAGCGAGACCAGCCCGUUACCGGCAAGUGUCGAAAAUGUUUUUAAAAAAAGGCAUCUUCGCAUCAGGAAAUUUGAAGGACUACGUCCAUUUCCUAAACCAUUACUGGCGCAGUGUUUUGCUUGAAAACAGAGUGGACAAGAAAAAGCUACUGGUUGGGAUUGCAGUUUUGGGCAAGCUGAUGGAGCUUACUGACCCUCAGCUGGCGCCUGGUGACCAUUCCAAAGCGAAGAAGAGAUUGUGCACGAUCUACGAAAGCUUGAUUCAUCUGACCCUUUCAGACACAAAUGAUGCCGUCAGACAGGAAUUGGAAUCCUUCGAUCUCUUAGUCAAGUUGCGUGAUGCCAGCGAGAUUCUGGAAAAAGAAUCACAGUCUUCGUCAUUGACCAUGAGCCAAAUAUCCCAAGUACUUGGUCUAGCAACAAUGAGUCCAGGUGAGGUCAUCGGUGUGUUCCGUCUCGAACGCCGCGGGGAAGCAGGGCGUUUUGCCCUGCGGGAAAAGGCAAACCUUGCUAGUAUUGGAGACCGUCGACUUCUGUGGCAUGGCUCGGCGUCUAGCAACUUUGCAGGGUUCUUGAGUCAAGGGCUGCGUGGCGAUGGAAUUGUCAGUACCGCUGGGAAGCACUUCCUUUCUGGGGUAUAUUUCCCCGACAUAUCCACCAAGUCGGCGAGAUAUUGCCGACAGAAGGGGGAAGCCUUGAUGUUGCUAUGUGAAGUAGAGCUGGGCAAAUCCUCGGCCCUUUCAGUUCACCAUGUUGGCGGCACUGUACAUAAGAAUUGGCGCGGUGCUGGAUACAUUCACCCAGAUUUCAAGGGGUCCCGGGUGCCAAAUGUUCGCGCCGGAACGAUGACUGCAGACGGCAGUCCAGGUUUUUACCAUAGUGAGUACGUCGUAAAAGAUCCCGCACAGAUUCGUCAACGGUAUUUGCUCCACGUCAAGAUUGUUUGA
Messenger RNA from Penicillium egyptiacum, 1563 nucleotides. The record is from the annotation of a GenBank genome assembly. Lineage: Eukaryota; Fungi; Ascomycota; Eurotiomycetes; Eurotiales; Aspergillaceae.